CACCCCGCGGGGGCAGACUGUGCGCGCUCGCCUGCGGAGCACCCCUCUGGCUUUUCGGUCUCACGGACGGACGGACGGACGGACGCUCAGGCUCUGCUCUCGCCUUCGCUCAACUCGCUUUCCCGCUUCUCCGGCUCAGGCUUCCCUCCACUCCCAGCUCUUUCCCCCUCCACUUUCCCCUCCUCUACCUCCCUCGCCACAAACCCCGGCCCCCCCAUCCUUUCCCCCAGCCCUCGCCCGUCUCCUGUCCCCACUUCCACGUCUGGCCCGUUGGCAGCUCAGACUUCCCGAGCGUGCCUGACUCAGUCGCCCGCACCGGUGAAGCUCGAAGCCAUGGCGGGACCUGGGGGUUGGAGGGACAAGGAGGUCACGGAUUUGGGCCACUUGCCGGAUCCAACAGGAAUAUUCUCACUGGAUAAAACCAUCGGCCUUGGUACUUAUGGCAGGAUCUAUUUGGGACUCCACGAAAAGACUGGCGCAUUUACAGCUGUUAAAGUGAUGAAUGCUCGUAAGACCCCUUUGCCUGAAAUAGGAAGGAGAGUGAGAGUGAAUAAAUAUCAAAAGUCUGUUGGGUGGAGAUACAGCGAUGAGGAAGAAGAUCUCAGGACUGAACUCAACCUUUUGAAGAAAUACUCUUUCCACAAAAACAUCGUGUCCUUCUAUGGUGCAUUUUUCAAGAUGAGCCCCCCUGGCCAGAGACACCAACUUUGGAUGGUGAUGGAGUUAUGUGCAGCAGGCUCAGUCACUGAUGUGGUGAGAAUGACCAGGAAUCAGAGUUUAAAAGAAGACUGGAUUGCUUACAUUUGCCGAGAAAUCCUUCAGGGCUUAGCUCAUCUUCAUGCUCACCGUGUAAUUCACCGGGACAUCAAAGGUCAGAAUGUGCUACUGACUCAUAAUGCUGAAGUAAAACUAGUGGAUUUUGGAGUGAGUGCCCAGGUGAGCAGAACUAAUGGGAGGAGAAAUAGCUUCAUUGGAACACCAUACUGGAUGGCUCCUGAGGUGAUUGACUGUGACGAGGACCCGAGACGCUCCUAUGAUUACAGAAGUGACGUAUGGUCUGUGGGAAUCACUGCUAUUGAAAUGGCUGAAGGGGCUCCUCCCCUGUGUAAUCUUCAGCCCUUGGAAGCCCUCUUCGUUAUUCUGAGGGAAUCUGCUCCCAAAGUCAAAUCCAGUGGAUGGUCCCGCAAGUUCCACAAUUUCAUGGAAAAGUGCAUGAUAAAGAAUUUCCUAUUUCGUCCUACUUCUGCAAACAUGCUUCGUCACCCAUUUGUUCAGAAUAUAAAAAAUGAAGGACAUGUUGUUGAGUCAUUAAAGAAGCAUCUUAUUGGCAUUAUUAAAAAGAGACAGAAAAAAGGAAUACCUCUGGUCUUUGAAAGAGAAGAAGCUAUUAAGGAACAGUACACCACCAGGAGAUUCAGAGGACCUUCUUGUACUCAUGAGCUUCUGAGACUGCCAACCAGCAGUAGGUGCAGACCACUGAGAGUCCUGCAUGGAGAACCUUCUCAGCCAAGGUGGUUACCUGAUCGAGAAGAGCCACAGGUGCAGGCACUUCAUCAUCUACAGGGAGCAGCCAGGGUGUUCACGCCACUAAAGGCUCAGGACAAUGGUCCUAGGCCUCUUCAGGGGCAAGCCCAGGCACCACGGCGCCUCCACGGGGCAGCUCAGGUGUUCAUGCCACUGCAGCCUCAGAUUAAGGCUAAGUCAUCUAGGCCCAUACCAAUGCAGCUCAAGGCACCUCCACGACUUCGUAGGACAGCCAAGAUGCUCAUGCCACUACAGGCUCAGGUUAAGGCACCUAGGCCUCAACAGAUACAGGCCCAGGUACCCAAAGAGUGUCAGCCCCAGCCCCAGGCCCAACCCCAAGUGGUAGAAAAGCCACAGGAUCUGGACCAGGUACCAGAGGAAUUUCAGAGGCAAGAUCAGGUACCUGAACAACAAAGGCAGGGCCAGGCCCCUGAACAACAGCAGAGACAGAACCAGAUACCUGAACAGCAAAUGGAGCAGAACCAGGUACCCGAACAGGCAGAGGUACAGGAACAGGCUGCUGAGCCCCCACAGGCAGAGACUGAGGCAGAGGAACCUGAGUCUUUACGAGUUCAUGCCCAGGUGUUCCUGCCCCUACUGUCACAGAACCACCAUGUGCUGUUGCCACUACACUUGGAUACUCAGGUGCUCAUUCCAGUUGAGGGGCCAACUGAAAGGUCACCACAGGCACAGGCCUGGGCUCUAGAGCCCCCACAGGCAGUUGGCUCAGUGCAAGCACUCAUAGAGGGUCUUUCAAGAGAUUUACUUCGAGCACCAAACUCCCAUAACUCGAAGCCACUUGGUCCACUCCAAACUUUAAUGGAAAACCUGUCGUCAAACAUAUUUUACUCUCAGCCAGAGCAGGCACGUAAGAAAAAAUCAAAAGUUUCUAGUCUGAGGCAGGCAUUGGCAAAAAGACUAUCACCAAAGAGGUUCCGAGCAAAAUUAUCACGGAAACCUGAAGAGUUUGAGCUCUCAGAUUUAGAAGCCCGCAGGCGAAGGCGCCAGCGCAGAUGGGAGGAGAUCUUCAAUCAGCAUGAGGAAGAAUUGAGACAAGUUGCAGACGACAAAGAAGAUGAAUCCUCAGACAAUGAUGAAGUAUUUCAUUCAAUUCAGGCUGAAGUCCAAAUAGAACCCUUGCAGCCGUACGUUCCAAAUACUAAAGGAAAUGAUGUCCAAGAGAGAUCUUCUAUGCCUUGCAACCAGGAUCGUGCACAGCGGGUUAAGUUCUCUCCAAGUGUUCCUCAUCGGUCUCUUUUGGAACAAGCUCAGAAGCCCAUUGACAUCAGACAGAGGAGUUCUCAAAAUCCUCAAAAUUGUCCAGCACCAUCAGAAUCUUCUUCUGAAGAAGAGAGCCCUGUGACUGGAAGGAGGUCCCAGUCCUCACCUCCUUAUUCUACAAUUGAUCAGAAGCUGCUGGUUGAUGUCCAUGUUCCAGAUGGAUUUAAAGUAGGAAAAAUAUCACCCCCCGUUUACUUGACAAAUGAAUGGGUGGGCUAUAAUGCACUCUCUGAAAUCUUCCGGAGUGAUUGGCUGACUCCUGCACAUGUCAUUCAGCCACCUGAAGAGGAUGGUGAUUAUGUUGAACUCUAUGAUGCUGGUGCUAAUACUGAUGGUGGUGAUGAUGAUUCUAAUGAUGUUUAUGAGGAUACUUAUGACCAUGACAAUGGCCAUGAUGAUUUGAAUAACCAGACUGACCAGGCUGAUGAUGUUGGUGAAGACCAUGAUGACGGUAACAAUGAUGAGGCUGUUGAUGAUGAAGACAAUAAUCAUGAAUAUGCUCCUAUUUGGCCAAGGCCAGGCUAUGGCAAUGAUGAAAGCUGCAAGCAAGAUGGUAGAAAUGGAAAUGAUGGAGGAGAAGGAUCCUGCAGCAACUAUGGAAGUCACCGAAACAGAAGAAGCCAAGGAGACGGUGCAGCCAGUGGGGUCAGUGCAGCGAUUGGAGAGCAGGAAGGACAAGGAGCCAAUACAGAUGGUGGAAGAAGAGGGAUAGAUGGUGAUGGAGGCAAGGGAGCUAGUGGAACCAAUGAAGAAAGUGAAGCCCUUGAACUCAAUGGAGAAAAUGGCUCAGAGAUAGAUGAUCUGGGAUUGGAGAGAGCAGCAUCUCAGGACUUUGGACAUCAACAGGAGGUGUCAGGUGGUAAAAGUGAGGCUUCAAAUGCCAUUGCCUUGGGCCCUGCACUCGCAGCACCUGGUGACGAGAGUGACAGUAUGGACAUAUCAGAGGUAUCAACGGUGUCAGGAUUUUCUGCCAGCUACUCGUCUCCAUCCAAUGGUUCUGGGACUGCAAAUGCUGACUUUGCCAGUGCCAUCUUAUAUGCUGGAUUAGUGGAAGUACCUGAGAAAUCACCUGAGCAACCCUCUGAAGUCAAUGUCAACCCACUCUAUGUCUCUCCUACAUGUAAAAAACCACUAAUCCACAUGUAUGAAAAGGAAUUCACUUCUGAGAUCUGCUGUGGUUCUUUGUGGGGAGUGAAUUUGCUGUUGGGGACCCGAUCUAAUCUGUAUCUGAUGGACAGAAGCGGAAAGGCAGAAAUUACUAAACUCAUAAAACGAAGGCCAUUCCGUCAGAUUCAAGUUGUAGAGCCACUCAAUUUGCUGAUUACCAUCUCCGGCCAUAAGAACAGACUCCGGGUGUAUCACUUGACCUGGCUGAGGAACAAGAUUUUGAAUGAUGAUCCAGAAAGCAAAAGAAGACAGGAGGAAAUGCUAAAGACAGAGGAAGCCUGCAAAGCUAUCGAUAAGUUGACAGGCUGUGAACACUUCAGUGUCCUCCAACAUGAAGAAACAACUUACAUUGCAAUUGCUUUGAAAUCAACAAUUCACCUUUAUGCAUGGGCACCAAAGUCUUUUGAUGAAAGCACUGCUAUUAAAGUAUGCAUUGAUCAAUCAGCAGACUCCGAAGGAGACUACAUGUCCUAUGAAGCCUAUAUACGAAUACUGGCAAAAAUACAGGCAGCUGAUCCAGCGAACCGGUUUAAGAGACCAGAUGAGCUACUUCAUUUGCUGAAACUCAAGGUAUUUCCGACAGUUGGUCAUAAGCCAGUGACAGUUGACCUGGCUAUUGGUUCUGAAAAAAGACUAAAGAUUUUCUUCAGCUCAGCAGAUGGAUAUCACAUCAUCGAUGCAGAAACUGAGGUUAUGUCUGAUGUGACCCUGCCAAAUAACCCCCUGGAAAUCAUUAUACCACAGAAUAUCAUCAUUUUACCUGAUUCCCUGGGAAUUGGCAUGAUGCUCACCUUCAACGCUGAAGCCCUUUCUUUGGAAGCAAAUGAACAACUCUUCAAGAAGAUUCUCGAAGUUUGGAAAGACAUACCAUCUUCAGUGGCUUAUGAGUGUACACAGAGAACCACAGGAUGGGGCCAGAAGGCCAUUGAAGUUCGCUCUUUGCAGUCAAGGCUUCUGGAAAGUGAACUGAAGCGCAGAGCAAUCAAGAAGCUGAGAUUUCUGUGUACCCGAGGUGAUAAGCUGUUCUUUACCUCUACCCUGCGUAAUCGCCACAGCCGCGUUUAUUACAUGACCCUUGGAAAACUUGAAGAGCUCCAAAGCAAUUAUGGUGUUUAAAAGGUUUCAAUGAUUUACGAUCACAUUUACAAACAUCAUAAAUAUGCAAUUUGCAUCUUAAAAUUUCUGAGAUUAAAUGAGUAUUCAGUUUUAUUGUUAGGGGAAAAUUACAUCAGAUACUUAACUUUUAAUGUAGCACAGAAUAGUUUUAAUGAGAAAUGCAGCUUUAUAUAUAAAAUUAACUAUAGCAAGCUCUAUGUACUCCAGUGGUGUACAAUGUCUUUUGCACAAUCUUUGUAACUUUUGUUACUGUGAAUUCAAUUCAAACAUUACUCUGGACAGUUUGAAAAGUGUCUCUAUCCAGAUUUUACAACAUGGAGGUGAAAAAAACCUGUAAUGAGUUAUAUUCCAAGCAACUUUCAAAAGAAUUGGCCCUGAAUGAGAUUUUUUUUAGAAAAAAAUAAAAUUAGCAACAAACCACGUGCGAAUUUGCAAAGUCCUAUAACAAACCAAAGGUUAGAUUACGAAAUCAAAAUAAUGAGCACUAUGCUAUAAACCAGACUAAGGUUGAACAACCUGCCUGCUUGGAAAAAAACUAAAGGCCACCCAUUUCCUCACUGUCCAUGACAGUUAAGCCACAGCUAGAGACCAGUUGUAUUCUUUUCACUCCCAUGUUAAGCUGGUUUUCUCCCGAUAUGAAGAAAUGAAGAAAGCCUCUGAUGCUUGAUUUUCCUCAGAACUCCCAAAGAUGUGCAAUAGCUGUUUUUAUAAACCACCAAAUAAUACACUUGCAAGCCUGAAUACAGGACUGAACUCCUAUACAUGUACUGUAGGGUUAGGAUUUUAAAAAAUACUUUAAAGUAGGCGUCAAAAUCUGCCCCCAGGACACAUUGGUUGACUUAUCAAAAUUCUUACCUGUUUGACAGUGUGACCAUCAGACAGCAUGAACUGUUUUUCCACUCCUAGAUUCCACCAAUUAAAAACUUCCCUCCUAUUCUUAAACAAAAACAACAGAAAUGCAACCACAAAAACCUUGGCUGCUAAUACUUGUGUUUUUCCAUGUUUUUAUUUCUGUAAAGUCAGAAAUUAAUCUAGAAGUGAAAAGUCCACAUGUUACAGGUUAUAGGACUCACAGUUACAGAUUUUUAAAAAAUGAAAAGAUUUUGAGAAAUAUACUACAUUCAUCAAAUACAGAAGUCUACAAAUUUAAAGUAGUGAAAAAUGUUAGUCCAUCUCCCUAAUAUGUUAUCGUAGACGCCUGAGAUAGGAGGUGUUUGGUCACCUAUGGUAACUGUUACCUGGUGAAAAGCAUAAUUUCUGCAUAUCCAUCCUCAAUGCCAUGGUUAGUUCUGGGGCAGUAGAGAAGCAACAGAACUACCACAAAGUAUACCUCAAUAUAAUUCCUCUAGUUCUGCUUCUAAAAUUUGAAGGCAAUGCUAGUGGGAUAAUAAUUUUCAAACUACCUGGUUAACCAAAAUACAAAAGCAGCUGACUGUGUGUGAUUUCAUGUAUCACAUUAUGUCUUGGCACCUUAGUGCCAGGAAUGAUGAUCUGGAUUUUCCUAACAACUUAUAUCAAGAGUACAGUAGCUUAAUAUUGAGAAUUUAGGAGAACCUGAAUUCAUGAAUGAAAUAAUGAAUGUGAUUCACAUUUCUGUUACUGUGACACAAUAAUGUGAUCCUAAAACUGGCUUAUCCUUGAGUAUUUACAGCUCGAAUGACUUGUUAAAUACAGUAGUUUAAAGAGAAGACAAACUUUUAUGUCAAAUUAUUUCCUUAGAAGUAGUCUUCAUUAUUAUAAAUUUGUACACCAAAAAGGCCAUGGGGAACUUUGUGCAAGUACCUCAUCGCUGAGCAAAUGGAGCUUGCUAUAUUUGAAUUUCAGAAAAUUUUCUCAUUUAAGUAGCAUGUAGAAUCAAGUCUUUUAAGAGUUCAUUUUUUUUUCUUCAUAGUAUUUACUCAAACUUAAGGUUCAAAAAUAAGCUUUAUCUAAAAAUCAUAUUUUUAAGACAGUAAGAUGGUAAACUAUUUUAGGAAAUCAACUCCCAUUGUGUUCCGUGGCUGUCAUUCUAGUAAACGUAGAUAGUGGUGAACUGAAUCUACAGAGAUGUCCCAAAGUGACCAAGCAAAGGAAAUUACAAAUGUGUAACUGAGCUUUAAAGAGUGUAAGGUGUUAUCAAAGAAAGUAAGCUGAGCACAAAUUAAGAAGGGAGAUUGAAAUUUUGGGGUAGUCAAAUAGAAAGGACUAAAACUCUUUAAAAUGGUUUGUAAGUAGUGAAUUUACAAUUCAGAUGUAAUUUCAGCUGGAAUUUUUAUAUACUUUGCCAGCUGAAACAAGAAAGUGAAGGGACAAUUAAAUUUCAUAGUCAAUGUCUGGUAAUAGAAGAAAUUCUAUCUACACCUUACCUUGUAGCAGAAGCACCUGGAAGCCCUAGUCCAUUACAGAAGUGUGGAUGGGGCCUCCUGACAAGUCAGUUUCUCUUUUCCUGUGAUUUGAAGCACAGAAGUUCUAGCAGGUUGUGAGUCACAUUGGGACAGCAUACAGUUUUAUUCUAGUGUACUUUAAUGUUCUCACCAAGGCCUUGUCCAGAAUAAAAGUUGGUACUGAAAUUAUCUGGAAACUAGAAAACAAUGCAUGCAAAGGGCUAAUAAGAAAAGCUCUGAGUGAUUAAGUCUGCUGAAGUAAGGUAAGAUCCUUCGGAGAAAAUAGUAAGAAAGGAUAAUCAUUAAGAUAGUAAAAUUAGCAAAGCAGAAAUCACAGAUGCACACAUAGCAAUAGAAUGCAUAAAUUUUAAUAGUUUCUCUGCUACCAGUUUCUAGAUAAAUUAAUCACUGAAUAUUUUCUGCCAAGGCUCAUUUAAUUGAGACAGUAUCCAUAAAGCUAGGAAUAAUGCCACAUGCUUUCAAUGGGAUCUUUUAAGUACUCUUAAAUUCUUUUAGAGAAAUGUGCCUAUUUAAAUCAAUUUGUAUUUAAUCCAUGAUUUCUCUUUUAAAAAUACUGAAAUAAUCUUUGAGACUAAUUGUUUCAUCAAAAAUUCUGCAAUGAACCAUUGGUCAACCUCUGAAAAUAAAAAUUUUUAAAAUUAUU
This is a messenger RNA of Talpa occidentalis (Iberian mole), 8115 nucleotides long. RefSeq names its product Nik related kinase (gene NRK). Gene Ontology annotation, molecular function: ATP binding; protein kinase activity. The transcript has 29 exons. The record is from RefSeq and is a predicted model, not a curated record. NCBI's taxonomy places the organism in Eukaryota, Metazoa, Chordata, Mammalia, Eulipotyphla, Talpidae. Gene Ontology annotation, biological process: protein phosphorylation. The coding region runs from base 334 to 5088 and encodes 1584 amino acids.